Messenger RNA from Ectocarpus siliculosus, 6261 nucleotides. Lineage: Eukaryota; Phaeophyceae; Ectocarpales; Ectocarpaceae. The record is from the annotation of a GenBank genome assembly.
AUGAUGGAUCGAUACAGCAUUGUCGUCAGCUUCGUGGCUGCCUUGGGAAGCUGCUUUUAUGGCGGUACUGCUCAGUACGCAAACUGCAACGGCACGGUCACCGACAUAGGCAACGGACAAUGCGAUGCGGUGCUGAAUGUUCCUUCAUGCGGCUAUGAUGGGGGUGAUUGCUGUCCGUGCACGUGUGUUGACGGCCCAACGCACUCCUGCUCCACGAGCGACUUCGACUGCAUGUACCCUGACUGUGGGGGCUCAGAAUGCCACGAGGACUGGGCAAAGGACGGGUUUUGCGAUUUGGUCAACAAUCAUCCUUCAUGUGACUACGAUGGCGGAGAUUGCUGCGAGUGUUCCUGUAUCGACGGCCCAGACUACGGAUGCGGCUCCAUUGGCUUCGCCUGUCUGGACCCUGACUGCGGCAAUACGACAGAAACCGCGCCCGAAAAUACAACUUGUGAGGAAAGCUGGAUGAACGAUGGAUAUUGUGAUUCGUCCAACAACUACCCUUCGUGCGACUACGAUGGCGGGGAUUGUUGCGAGUGUUCCUGUGUCGACGGCCAUGACUACGAAUGUGGCUCCAACGGAUUCUCCUGUCUGGACCCAGCCUGCUUCGACCCUGCUCUUGUCGCUGAGUUCCCUGAUUGCGAUGCGGGUUGGUUGGGGCUCGGCGAUGGAUUUUGCGACUCGGAACUAAAUACAGCUUCGUGCGGCUGGGACGGAGGCGACUGCUGUGUGUGUAGCUGCAACGGGACGGCGUGUUCGAUCAGUGAUUUUGACUGUUUCGAUCCCAACGCUGACGAGUUCUUUGAGUGCCAGGCACCACCGCCCGCUACUCUGCCGUGUUCAGUCGAGGUUCAGCUGACGUGGCUGGUGGAAACCCCGCUGCAGGCACAGACCCUGGCAGCAGCCGUCAACUGCAGUGGCUCGUUCGAGGUGGAGUGGAGAGGGAGAGUGGCUAUCGUUGACCCGAUCUACAUCGGCGGCGGAACCGUUCUGACCAUUACUGGUGACGGCGCGAGUUCUGUCAUAGACGGGAAUACAUUGACGAGGCUGUUUACCGUGAACAACGCCGUGCUGCACCUGAGCAACCUGAACAUCAGCAACGGCGCUAGCAUCGUUGGUGGGGCAAUCGCCGCGGCAAACUCCAGCUUGACGUUCAACGGAACGAACUUUGUCGGUAACCAAGCCACCAGGUACGGGGGCGGCGUGUACGUGAUCGAUGGCUCCGACGUGUCUUGUGUCGGCGGCGGGACACUAGCCGAUAAUACGGCGGACGUCGAUGGUGGCGCCAUGUUCGUGACCGGCGACUCAGUUGUUUCCUGCGGGAGCUCGUGGGUCAACAAUUCGGCAGGCAACAGCGGAGGCGCGGUUGUGGUGCACGACGGCUCCAGCAUAUCGUGGGGUGAUGGGGCCACAUUUGCUGCUAAUAGUGCUGGGUGGGGUGGUGCUGUGAGGCUGAGUAACGGAUCGCAUGCAUCAUGGAGCGGUGAAACAGCGUUUAAUGAGAACAAGGCAGCUUAUUACGGAGGGGCAUUCGUCGUCUUCGAUGGAUCGUCUGCCGGCUGGACAGGGGACACAUUGCUUGCAGACAACCAAGCCGGGCUGUAUGGGGGAGCCAUUGCAGUCGUAAACUCUCACGUGUCCUGCGAUUCCGAAGGCCUGACUAGCACGUUUUCGGGCAAUGCGGCCCAGUCUGACGGCGGCGCCGUCUACCUGUACUCUGAAUCCAGCAUCGCCCUUAGCGGCAGCAUUGUCUUCGACGGCAACAGCGCAGUUGAAGGGGGCGGUGGCGCCAUCGUCAUCUCGAGCAACUGCUCGGCGACAUGGGACGGUCUCAUGAGCUUCACCGGCAAUAGCGCGAACCUUUCUGGGGGUGCCUUGAUGGCAUUUGACGCGCGGCACGUCGGUUGCAGUGGAGAAACGAAGUUUUCAGGCAACUCGGCGACGGUUGGCUGGGGGGGGGGUGUCUUUCUCGCAAACUCGAGUAUGUCAUGGAGUGGGAAGAUGGAAAUGACGAACAACACAGCCGAUUUGGGUGGGGGAGCGAUCUUCAUGACCUCGUCGGCAGUCUCCUGGACUGGAGACACAGCAGUGUUUGCAGACAAUCAAGCCGGUGAGGGGGGCGCGGUGGCUGCUGCCGACAACUCGACUUUGUCUUGGAGCGAGGACAUUUCCCGCGAUACCGACGGGCCGACGAGCACGUUUUCGGGAAAUACAGCUCAGUAUAAUGGUGGUGCCGUCUCCCUGAACUCUGAAUCUAGCAUUGCCCUUGGCGGCAACUCUUCCUUCGACGGCAACAGCGCAGUUGAUGGAGGCGGUGGCGCCAUUGCUAUCGGGGGCAACUGCACGGCUAUCUGGGGCGGUCUCAUGAGCUUCACUGGCAAUAGCGCCAACCUUACCGGGGGUGCCUUGAUGGCAUGGGACGCUCGGUAUGUCGGUUGCAGUGGAGAAACCGAGUUUGUGGGCAACUCGGCGACGGUCGACUGGGGGGGAGGUAUUUGUCUCGCAUACUCGACAAUGUCGUGGAGCGGGAAAAUGGAGAUGAAGAACAACACGGCCGGUUGGGCUGGGGGAGCAAUCUUCUUGGGCAUGUCGGAAGUCUCCUGGACUGGAGACACAGUGUUUGCAGACAAUCGAGCCGGCGCGGGGGGCGCGGUAUAUGUCGCCGUCAACUCAAAUUUAUCUUGGAGCGGGGACGGCAACACCGUGUUUGAUGACAACCAAGCCGGGUAUGGGGGAGCCAUUGCAGUCCAAGACUCUCACGUGUCCUGCGAUACCGAAGAACCGACGAGCACGUUUUCGGGUAACUCGGCUCAGUAUGAUGGUGGUGCCGUCCACCUGGAGUUUGAAUCCAGCAUCGCCCUUAGUGGGAACACCGUUUUCCACGGCAACAGCGCAGUUCGAGGGGGCGGUGGCGCCAUUACUAUCGAGAGCAACUGCACGGCUGCAUGGGACGGUCUCAUGAGCUUCACCGGCAAUAGCGCGAACCUUUCUGGGGGUGCCUUGAUGGCAUUGGACGCACUUCACGUCGGGUGCAGUGGAGAAACGAAGUUUUCAGGCAACUCGGCGACGGUUGGCUGGGGGGGGGGUGUCCUUCUCGCAAACUCGAGUAUGUCAUGGAGUGGGAAGAUGGAAAUGACGAACAACACAGCCGAUUUGGGUGGGGGAGCGAUCUUCAUGACCUCGUCGGCAGUCUCCUGGACUGGAGACACAGCAGUGUUUGCAGACAAUCAAGCCGGUGAGGGGGGCGCGGUGGCUGCUGCCCACAACUCGACUUUGUCUUGGAGCGAGGACAUUUCCCGCGAUACCGACGGGCCGACGAGCACGUUUUCGGGAAAUACAGCUCAGUAUAAUGGUGGUGCCGUCUCCCUGAACUCUGCAUCUAGCAUUGCCCUUGGCGGCAAUACUUCCUUCGACGGCAACAGCGCAGUUGAUGGAGGCGGUGGCGCCAUUGCUAUCGGGGGCAACUGCACGGCUAUCUGGGGCGGUCUCAUGAGCUUCACCGGCAAUAGCGCCAACCUUACCGGGGGUGCUUUGCUGGCCAUCGACGCUCUGUGCGUCUGCUCUGGAGAAACGAAGUUUUCGGGCAACUCGGCGAGGAUUGCCGGAGGGGGUGUUGUUCUCUUACGCUCGGAUAUGACGUGGAGUGGGAAGAUGGAAAUGACGAACAACACGGCCGGUUGGACUGGGGGAGCAAUCUUCGUGGGUACGUCGGAAGUCUCCUGGACUGGAGACACCGAGUUCCUUGAGAACAAGGCGGACGCCGGGGGAGCAGUGUCGGCCGUCGACAGCGUCCGUUUGUCAUGGAGUGAUGGAACUACAACGUUCACCGAUAAUUCAGCAACGAUCUCAGGUACAUUCCUCGAAGGAGGUGCGCUGUAUGUUGGCAUCGACUCUGAAGUCUCCUGGAGCAGCGAAACAACUUUUACUGGCAACGAGGCUAAUUCGUCCGGGGGGGCAAUAUUUAUUUACGAUGGGUCUUUGGUGGGAUGGACAGGGCAUACCAAAUUCUCUUCUAAUUCAGCUGGUGCUGACGGAGGUGUGGUUGGUUCAUCGGUAAUGGACCCUGAAUUUAAUAGAGAGUCUAACCUCACCAUCAACGGCCACACGAUCUUCACUAACAACACCUGUGGAGCGAACGGGGGUGUUUUAGCUCUGCUUGGCGGAGGGUUGCACGUGGAGUUCGGCGCGGCGGGUGUGGUCUUCAGUAACAACACAGCGGCCGUCGCGGGUGGUGCCGUGUUCGUAUCUGGAGCCGAUGUCGGUCCGGUACUUUCGGACGUACUUUUCGAGGCCAAUGUUGCGCAGGUCGGAGGCGCUGUCUCCACGGUAGGGUCUGGGAACUUGAAGGAAUAUGCUGGCCUUGCGCCGCCAAACCCGACGAUUUUCACCCGGUGCCGAUUCGUCAACAACCAAGCGGCAGCUACCGGUGGUGCUGUGGAAACCGCGGCCGGACAAGAUGUCUUUGUUGACUGCUUAUUCAAGAACAACCAGGCGGGGACGGGGGGGGCUCUGAGGCUGGCAGGAACAGCGACACUGGAAAAUUGCUCUUUCGUGGAAAACGUAUCGGAGGACGGUGGGGGAGCGGCCGUGUCCAACAUCGGCUCCAUUUCAAAGAUGGACAACAUCUCGUACAGGGGCAACGUCUUCUCAUGCGCCUUGGGCAUGUUUCUGGACUUCAAUGCGUCGGGUGACCCCAAUGAGGCCGCCUGCGACGGAUGCCAGACGCCUUGCGACGACGACGGGUGCUUCGAGGAACCGCCUUUGGUCCCGAUAUGCGCGUUAGCGAUGGAGCACACGGGUAGCGCUGGUGGUACCAACAACAUCACAUUGCUGAGGGUUGAUGACGGCUUUUGGCGGGCGACCCCGUACGCCAUAGACGUCCUCCCAUGCUACAAUGCCAACGCCUGCCUCGCGGGUGUAACUAAUUCAAGCGGCUCCUGCCUUGACGGCUAUGAAGGACCAUACUGCUCCAUUUGUAGCGAUGGGUACACUGCAGGACUGAGCUUCAAGUGCAGCGAGUGCUCCGACAGCGCAGGCGGCAUCAUUCUUGCAUCCUUUCUUGCGGUGGUUGCGCUGUUGGUUGCCGUUGCGGUGGUUUCUUACGUGGUGUCGGACAAGGUCGGCGAAGGAAGUAGGGGGACCGUCGAGCGCCUGGGGCGGUACAUCCCCCUCCAAUCUGCCAAGAUCGUGGUUGUAUCCUGGCAGAUAUUGACUCAGUUUACCGCCGUGGCGAAUGUCACGUACCCGGAUGUGUACCAGCGCUUUCUCGACGGCUUGGGCGUAUUCAAUUUCGACCUCAGCUGGGUGCUCUCCGCCGGUUGCAUCGUUGUUGUCGAUUUCCACGACCGGCUGCUGAUUUCGACAAUCGGCCCUAUCGUCGCCUUGCUGUUCCUCUGUUGGACCUACGCCGCGGCCACCCGCAUCAACCGCGGAGCGACAGAGACACUGCAGGUCAUCUGGAACAGGCAUGUGUCCAUGGUGCUGCUAUUGACGGUAUUCGUGUACUCAAGCGUCAGCUCCACUCUGUUCCAGACGUUUGCAUGCGAAUCGCUCGCCGACGGUGAAACGUACCUUAGGGCCGAUUACCGCAUCACGUGCGACUCCUCGAAGCACAAAGCCUUGCAGGUGUACGCAGGCGUUAUGGUUGUGGUGUACACUGUGGGCAUCCCCGCGCUCUACGGCGUUCUUCUAUUCAGGGAUCGUGAUGUCUUGAAGAGGAGCGGGGCUGAUCGAGAAGAGACUGCCCGUGUCAUUUCGACCUCCGAAUUGUGGAAACCGUACAAGCCGUCGGUGUUUUACUACGAGGUAAUCGAAUGCGGUAGAAGAGUGUUGCUUGCCGGUGUGGUGGUGUUCAUCUACCCCAACACAGCACCCCAGAUCGCCAUAACGCUGCUGAUGGCCUUCGCGUUCGUCGUGGUGUCAGAAGGGUUGGCUCCUUACGCAUCUAGGUGGGAUACCUGGCUCAGUCGUAUGGGCCAUGCAGUGGUGUUCGUGAGCAUGUACGUGGCUCUCUUGCUGAAGGUGGACGUGUCCAAUGAGCGGGUCGAAAGUCAAAGGGUUUUCGAAGUCGUUCUAGUCGCUGCCCAUGCUUGCAUGAUACUGGUGAUUGUGAUUGAAACGGUGGUGCUCACGUGUGCUUUAACGGUAGGGGAGCGAGAUGGCCCGGCCCUCCGAUUCUGGAAGGCGUUAUUCCGGUCACGGCAAGAGACCAUCCCCUCUUCCGAUGAUGUCUCUGAGGUUGAACUAUCGCCCAUUGGCUGA